Molecule: messenger RNA, 687 nt
Organism: Penicillium soppii
Lineage: Eukaryota; Fungi; Ascomycota; Eurotiomycetes; Eurotiales; Aspergillaceae
Product: dTDP-D-glucose 4-6-dehydratase-like protein
Exons: 2
Coding region: 1-687 (228 amino acids)
Molecular function (GO): dTDP-glucose 4,6-dehydratase activity
Source: RefSeq, a predicted model, not a curated record
AUGCCCACCAACCCAUACUCAGCCUCCAAAGCUGCCGCCGAGAUGUAUGUGUGGGCAUACGCAAAGUCCUUCGAUAUCCCAGCUCUCGUUGUGAGAAGCAACAACGUGUUCGGGCCUGGUCAAUACCCCGAGAAAAUCGUCCCCCGCUUCUGCACCCUGCUGAUGCAGCAGCAGCCGCUAACAAUCCAAGGCACCGGCUUGAACAUUCGCCGUUACCUCUACGGAGCUGAUGCUGCCGACGGCUUUGACACCCUGCUUCACAAGGGUGUGAUCGGCGAGGCAUACAACAUCCAAUCAUCCCACGGUAUCACCAACCUUGAAGUCGCCGUUCGCACACUCGAAUUGUUCGGCUUCAGUCCGCGAGACUUCACACGCUCACUCACUUGGAUCCCCGACCGUCCCUUCAACGACACUGACUACUGGGUCGACGGCAGCAAGCUGGCCGCAUUGGGAUGGCGCCAGCGUGUGCCCUUCUCCGAGGGACUCAAGGCCUCGGUCAACUGGUAUCGCAAGAACUUAGAGACUUGGUGGCCCGAGGUCUCCAAGACCAUCAAUGUCGCUUCGACCGCAACCACAGAGAGCUACAUUCCUCCCCAAUUCAGUGUGAAUGCGGUCGAGGAUGUCUAUGAUGAUGAGGUGGUGGAGGAAUCAUCGGGCUUGAGCACGCCUGUGAUGGUGUCGGUGUGA